Molecule: messenger RNA, 823 nt
Organism: Mollisia scopiformis
Lineage: Eukaryota; Fungi; Ascomycota; Leotiomycetes; Helotiales; Mollisiaceae
Exons: 2
Coding region: 30-671 (213 amino acids)
Source: RefSeq, a predicted model, not a curated record
GGAACGUCAAAAGAUACCAUAAACUCAACAUGGCAUUUCCUCUCGGUGCAGCACACGCUCCUAGCCUUGGCGAAUGGCUCAUUCCUGGACUCAGUCCACGGAUGGACCAGGCAUACACCAACCUCAACACCAGGGACAAUUCUACGACAGGAAACAGCACUAUCAAUAUGUUCAUAGAUGCCGAAAGUUCAGACUACGAAUACGCUGCAUCAAUUGUUACUGCAUGCGUGGACCAAACGGUAUACGCAAUUCAAUGCACUGCGAAUCUUCCCCUCGUUGACGGCGCUACAUGUGGCCCUAAUGGAGUAAUUGCCACUCUGACUUCUGGAGCCUCAAUUUACGAAUUCUCCAGCGCCGCCACAACCGUUACCGAGGGUUACGAUGUAACGGUCACCGGACUGGAGACGUGUCACCUUGCUGGUACUACUGCAGCUACUUGCUCUGCAACUGUGGAGGCCACAGUGGGUACUACAAAGUCAGCUGCCAGUACGGUUGAAACCUUGUCCGGCUCUGACUAUUACCGCUUUGACGUCGAGAUCACUGGCGGUGCUGAGAAGACGGUGAACCCGACGGGAAAGUGUGGAGCAGCUGCAAAUCUGAACAAUAAGAACUUGCUGGUUUGGGCUUUGGCUGGGGUCAUUGGUGUUGCCAGCAUUCAAACUAUGUUGUAAUUAUGUCGUGAGGAUACAUGGCAUAACACGGACAAGGUCUUUACAUUGACUGGGAGGAUUUACGGCGCUGAGAUUAGAUACCCUAGUAUGGAAUGUGAUAAUCGGAAGGUAUUGAUUGACGGCUCUGUCUCCAAAUUUCUUCAACUCGACGU